Molecule: messenger RNA, 2580 nt
Organism: Rubroshorea leprosula
Lineage: Eukaryota; Viridiplantae; Streptophyta; Magnoliopsida; Malvales; Dipterocarpaceae
Source: the annotation of a GenBank genome assembly
CCUAGUUUUCCCUUCAAAGAAAGAAAGGAUUAGAAAACUCACUCAGCAACUUUUAAAAAAACCAACCUUACUUUUUUUCUGAGGAAGGGAGGAGAAAGAAACAGCAAACCCUUUGAAAGACUUUCUUCAUCGGCAGAAGCAAGCCAGAACUCAAAGCCAAAGAGUGGCAGUUACUACUUCUUCCAUAAUCGCAACAACUACGGUCUUUCUUCUCCCUCCAAAGCUCCUCACUUUUCUGUGUUAUUUCUUCUUAUUUGAUCUCACUUCAUGCACAUCCACAGCCAUGAAGCAAAGUACAAGGCAACCGGAGAGAAGUUGGGCUGAAAUCUGCUGUUUUGGUUGCUCCUGCCUACAGCUCUUCUGGCCCGGAGUUGUCAUGCGCAAAUUGCUCAACAUCAGCCCAAGAGAUUCCGAUUACAGCGCCGACACCGACGACGGAGAGGAUAACGAUUCCGACCCCGAAUCGGAAGAAGUUUGCCAAUGGGGAAGAAAAUCACGGUUUGGAGGCAAGGAAGAGGAUGAAGCUCAACCUGACUCUAUUGAGAGUCUUCCAAGGUUCAGGAGACGGAAAUCAGAAACAUUUAGGGCACAAUAUAUAAACACAAAGGAAGUGAGAGUUUGUGUUGGUACAUGGAAUGUUGGCGGAGAAGUUCCACCUGAUGACUUAGAUAUUGAUGACUGGAUAGAUAUAAAUGAGCCAGCUGAUAUCUAUGUGAUAGGUAUUCAGGAGAUUGUACCAUUAAAUGCGGGAAAUAUCUUUGGUGCUGAAGAUAGCCGCCCAGCUCAAAAGUGGGAAGACAUUAUUCGUGAAACGCUGAGUAAAAUUCGACCUGCAAUGACCAAAGUUAAAUGCUAUAGUGAUCCCCCAUCUCCAUCGAAGUUUGAGCCAUCUGAUGAUGUCCGGACUAUAGAAGAAGAGAUGUUACUUGAAAGUGAUAGUGAUGUAGGUGAAGAAAUUCAUCCAUUAGAUGAAGAAGCUGCUGGUAUUUAUGAAGUCAAGGAUGGUUUAGCCAAAAAUAUUAGCAUGUUCCACAAUGUUGGAAUUUCUGAGUCUCAUGGUCAUACCAAUUCAAAUGUUCCAGUAGAAACAGAUCUACAGAGGCAAUAUUCUUCCCCAAAGAGGUUAGAUAGGUUGAAUUGCUUGCGGAUGGAAGAUUUUGCUGAAGAAAAAGAGGGCCCAGUCAGCCAAAAGAAUCACAAAUUAACCAAAAUGCUGAGUGGAUCUGAAAGAAUUGGUUUAAUCUGGCCUGAGCCUCCGCUAAACUUGCUAUCACAGCGUGUUUUGGAGAGACCUAAUUCCUUUAAAGCAACCAAAUCUUUCAACACAACGAAGUCAUUCAAAACAUAUAGUUCUUUUAAGUCCAUUAAUGAUAUGCCAUCAGAGAUAGCUUUUCUUGCAGAACUUGACCUGGAAUCCCUCUUAAAGCGGAAGAGGAGACCGUCAUAUGUAAGAAUUGUAAGCAAGCAGAUGGUAGGGAUUUUCCUCACCAUAUGGGUUCGUAGGAGUUUGCGUAGGUAUAUUGACAAUUUAAAAGUAUCUACUGUUGGAGUUGGUGUUAUGGGCUAUAUUGGUAACAAGGGAGCUAUAUCAGUCAGCAUGUCCAUCUAUCAGACAUUUUUUUGUUUCAUAUGCACUCACCUGACAGCAGGUGAAAAAGAUGGAGAUGAACUUAAAAGAAAUGCUGAUGUGAAUGAAAUACUUCGCAGAACACAUUUUCAUUCACCUUCUGCAAUUGAGCUUCCCAACAGCAUACGCGAUCACGAAAGAAAAAUUUGGUUGGGUGAUCUAAAUUACCGCCUCAAUUUGUCUUAUGAUAAAGCACGUGAGCUCAUCUCAAAAAAGGAGUGGUCCAAGUUGAUCGAGAGGGACCAGCUUGUACGAGAGCUGAGGAAAGGUCGAGCAUUUGAUGGAUGGUCUGAGGGAACUCUGAAUUUUGCACCAACAUACAAGUAUGAGAUGAAUUCAGAAGAGUACUAUGGAGAGGAUCCGAAGGCUGGAAAACGCACUCCAGCUUGGUGUGACCGGAUCCUUUCACAUGGUAAGGGAAUGAGGCUAGUGAGUUACAGGAGGACAGAGCUGAAACUUUCUGAUCAUCGCCCUGUUACUGCCACAUAUGUGGCUGAGGUUGAGGUGUUUUGUCCAAAGAAGCUACAACGGGCGCUGACAUUCACAAAUGCUGAAAUAGAAAAUGGGGAAGUUGUGGCUGAAAUAAAUGCUUCAUGCUAAUUUUCAAACAAGCUGCUUUUGUCAAAGCAGGAUAGCUUAUAUUGGAACCAUUGCUGGAGACUAACCUAUGACAAAGUCUUUCUAGACUGAGGGUGAGAGCUCCUGCAUCUCUGCAUAUUACCACGAGAGUUACAACCCAUACUUAUCAUAUAAUUUCUUCAUUUUGUUACGAUAUUGUAUGUCGCGGUCGUUGUGUAAAUACAUCUCUAGGCUUUUAGCAGAUAGAUUAACAGCAAUUCAGAUUGAUCAGUAUAUAUGCAUGCAUCAGUAUAAAGAAUGUAUGCAAAUAUCAUGCCCUUCUCAAGUUGAUGAUGUAAACAUAUAAUAAUAAAUAAUCAAAUGCAUGUUUGAGC